Messenger RNA from Enterobius vermicularis (human pinworm), 393 nucleotides. Lineage: Eukaryota; Metazoa; Nematoda; Chromadorea; Rhabditida; Oxyuridae. The record is from the annotation of a GenBank genome assembly.
AUGUAUAACGGGAUUGGAUUACAGACGGCGAGAGGUUCUGGGACUAAUGGUUACGUACAGGCAAAUCGUAGUCAUUAUUUAACAUCAAAAGUGGCUUAUAAUUCGGAGGCAGAUAUCAAGCGUGCAGAGGCCGAACUUUCUAGAAAACCAAACCCAGAACUUCUGGAGCACAUGAAGAAGCGACAGAUAGAAUUGAAGUGUGCAGAUUUCGAACUUUUAAUGGAAAAAAAGGUGGUCGUUAACAUUCUUUUGUUUAUUGUCAAUUUUAAUUUAUUCGUUGCGGUAGUCUUGGAGAACGGAAAUAUCAGAAUUGAGCAACAAUGUUGGGUUCAGCCCUCUGUUUCGAAAAGUCUUUAUCUUUUCAAUGAAGAUAGUUUUUUCACUUUUAUAUAG